Molecule: messenger RNA, 1283 nt
Organism: Penaeus chinensis
Lineage: Eukaryota; Metazoa; Arthropoda; Malacostraca; Decapoda; Penaeidae
Exons: 4
Coding region: 92-1216 (374 amino acids)
Biological process (GO): carbohydrate biosynthetic process
Cellular component (GO): membrane
Molecular function (GO): sulfotransferase activity
Source: RefSeq, a predicted model, not a curated record
GAAGCAAUGGACAAACUUUGUUUGCCUUAGAUAAGUGUUAGUUUUGCACUUAACUGGAGUUGAUUUUUUUCUACAGUGUACCGGGAAGAAAAUGAACAGGCCUAUUAUGUCUGUGAGAAACCUGCUGCUGCUGGCGUUGGUCAUCAACUGUUUUGCGCUAUUCUUCAUUUCAACCCACACCCAGGUGCCGUGUGACGUUAGUGACUCGAGCGACAGUCACAAGGUGUUCCGGCAGCGGCGCGAACACCUACAGGAGCGCUGCCGUGGGCUGAACUUGACAGAUAAGUUCACAACGAAGACUUGGGUAAAUUUCCUAACAGCUGAAGCACCGGGACCUCUGAAGGUGUGUCUGCCUCCCAAGGCUGGAUCAUCAUCAUGGUUCCAACUAAAUAAAAAGCUAAAAGUGAUAAGCCUGACUCAGUCCCACCCAGCCACUGCUAUCUUGGUUCGGCAUCCACUGUCUCGGCUAACAUCAGCAUAUCGAGACAAAUACCUAGAUGGUGCACCCAUAAGUGAAUACACUGAUGAAUGGAGAAACAGAACAGAUAGCCCAUCCAGCUGGAAUUACAACUGGUUUGAUUACUGGUUACCAACUCUUAUAGCUUCAGGGCACUUAAUUGUAUAUGAUAAGCUUCUUGAGCAAAUUAGUGAAUAUUUAGAAAUCUUCAAUUUCAUUGCCCAUAAUUCUGUCUACCAUGAUAAGAAGCUUGUAAUCACAAAAGAUCAUGAUUAUGAUGAAGUGGGUGUAUUUAUUGGCACUCAAAUGAUAAAUGCUGGUAGGCAGAUGGGCCUUCAGAAUGUCAUAAUGAACACUUACAGCGAAAGUGAGGAACAACUUAAAAGACGUUUUGGCACUUAUUCUUUCACCUUCAAGGAAUUUUUGGAGUUUGUAAUUUGGUCAGAUAAACUAGGUAUUACAGAUAUACACUGGACACCCUAUACAGAGUUAUGUGCCCCUUGCCUCUUAGAUUACCAAUACAUCCUUCACUUAGAGACAAUUGACACAGAAUCAAAGGUCCUUUUACAAGAUGUAGGGUACCCCAAAGACAUAAAGCUUACCACAAAACACAAAACAAAGGGACUGACAAAAUCACUUCACAAAGAUGACCUUCAGUACUAUAAACAUGUGCCCAAAAAUCUGAUGGACAAAAUUCUCAAACUGUAUGAAUCUGACUUUCAGCUUUUUGGGUAUAGUAAAAACUUCUUAAAUGUAUAACUGUUAGAAAACAAUAAAUCAAUUUCACUACAAAAGAUAACAUUUUAUAUUUGGUACUUUCACAGAA